Molecule: messenger RNA, 336 nt
Organism: Knipowitschia caucasica
Lineage: Eukaryota; Metazoa; Chordata; Actinopteri; Gobiiformes; Gobiidae
Source: the annotation of a GenBank genome assembly
AUGGACGGGGUGAAGGACGAGGUGGACACGUGGGGCCCGGUGGAGCUCCUCCUCAGUCAGAACCAAGGCUCUGCUCAGCUGCACACACGAAUACAUCCAACAAUCAAGGACGAAGUGGCAGAGACUGACUCGGGCUCAAACUGUGAAUAUCCCGAAGAAGGCCACACUGAGGAGCAUCUAUGCAUCCAUCGUGUGGAGCAGCCUCCAGGGGCGACAGUGACCAGUGUCUGUGCCUCUUGUGUACAAGUAGCUCUUUUGAUGCAGAAGACUCUGGGAACUGGGACAGAGAACCAGGAACUAAACUCUGGACUGGACGAGUAUCUGACUGCAGCUUAG